AUGAGGAGGCUUGAUGCGGUGCACUUCUCCAUGCUGCUCGUCGGGGUCUCCUUCGCGUGCUACGCCCCGAGCUUGGAUUCCCUGCAGGAGCAGGCGUACCAAUCGGCCGUGGUGAUCGAGGGCGAGGUCCGCGAACUGCCCGCCAACGCCUCCGCUGAUCUCUAUAGCGUGAACGUCCGCGUCCUGGACGUGUGGCCGAGCAACAGCGGCGGGCUGGAGCGAGAGCAGCUUGUCACCGUGGGCGACUUCGGCUCUGAAGCUCCCUGCGUCGCAGUGGAGAAGGACCACAGAUAUAUAUUUUUCAUGGACCCCACAGAGGAACCACUAGUUUUCAGAGCCUCGUUUGCUCCUCUGGAAACUGUUGAGAAGAAUCUGAAAAAUGAUGUGCAGAGUGUGCUAUGCAAGAACUGCGCUUCAGCUCCAAAAGUGAAGGUCAUGCAUCCUCAGUGGGUCUGGGAGGGGGAGCGGGUGACCCUGAAGUGUGAGGCACAGGGCAACCCGAGCCCGUCCUUUCGCUGGUUCAAAGAUGGCAGCGAACUUCGCAAAAGCAAAGACGUUAAAGUCAAAACCAACAAGAAAACCUCCAAGGUCCAGAUUAGCCGAGUAAGACUAGAGGAUUCUGGGAACUACACAUGCAUGGCAGAGAACUCGCUGGGCAGGGAGAACGCCACCAGCUACAUCAGCGUUCAAAGCAUAACUACCACACUGUCUCCAGGCUCCAGCCUUUCCAGGCAGUGUAACGAGACAGAGAAAGCCUACUGUGUCAAUGGUGGUGACUGUUUUUUCAUACACGGUAUAAACCAGCUGUCCUGCAGGUGUACAAAUGACUAUACUGGUGAUCGCUGUCAAACCUCCGUUAUGGCCAGUUUCUACAAGCAUCUUGGAAUUGAAAUUAUGGAGGCAGAAGAACUGUACCAGAAGCGGGUACUGACAAUAACAGGCAUUUGUGUGGCUCUGCUGGUGGUUGGCAUUGUAUGUGUUAUGGCAUACUGCAAAACCAAGAAACAGAGGCAGAGGAUGCAAAGGCAUCUUCACCAGAACAUGUUUGUAGAGCAGCCCAAUCGUAUGCUUGCCAACGGACCCAACCACCCAGGGCCUGGUCCUGGUUCAGAGGAAAUUCCAAUGGUUGACUAUAUCGCUAAGAAUGCCCCAGCCACUGAGCGAGUAAUAGGACACGGAACAGAGACAUCAGGAAACUUUUCGGGAAGCCGAAUGUCCUCAAGGUCCCACCAUUCCUCUACCGCCACCCACGCUUCCAGUCACCGGCAGGAGGAGAGGACGUGGAGUAUGGAGAGGUCAGACAGUAUGAACUCGGACUGCCACUCAGGGGCGCUCUCCUCUUCAGUAGGUACCAGUAAAUGCAGCAGUCCAGCGUGUAUGGCUCGGCAUGCAGCACACUGUGGCUAUUCCGAGCCCUCACGGCGCCCCCUGCAGUACGGAGACUCCUACGACUCACUGCGGGACUCGCCUCACAGUGACAGGUACGUGUCGGCACUCACCACCCCGGCCCGUCUGUCUCCAGUGGACUUCCACUCCACCUCACUGCCCCAACAGGUGCCUACCUUUCAGAUAACGACUCCCAACACCAGUCAUGCCCUCUCCCUCCCGCCGGCCGUGGGCUCGUACUCACCCGGCGACGAGCAGCCGCUUUUGCGCCGGCCACGGCGUUCCCGAAACCCGUACCACGGCGAGGGUACAGGCUCGCUUCCAUCCAGCCCGUACCGGCUCGUGGAUGACGAGGACUACGAAACCACCCAGGAGUACAUGUCGUCCCGGGAGCGGCCCAAAAAGGGUGGAAGUGGGCGGCGCUGGCACAGGAGGUCGCGUGUAAACGGACACCUUUCCCGAGGGGAGCCUAGAGACUACAGCUCCCAAAGCUGCUUAUCGGACAGCGAGUGGGAGGAAGAGGAUGAGUGUGGGGAGCUGGGGCACGGCGAAAGCACGCCUUUCCUGAGCAUGCAAAACAUGAGCAUAAACACCGAGCCGGCCACCAUAUACCGGCCGAACGACACGCGGACGUACAGCAGCACGGCGCGCGGCGCGUCACGUUCAAACACACAUGCAAACAAACUGUCGCACUCGCGGUCCAAACCAGACAAUGCACCCCUUUAAAAACAGUGACAAGGACAGUUAACAUAUCUAGGAGAGAGAGAGAAAA
Trichomycterus rosablanca is the source of this 2158-nucleotide messenger RNA. It is a transcript of the gene nrg2b, whose product is annotated as neuregulin 2b. The transcript is spliced from 11 exons. Lineage: Eukaryota; Metazoa; Chordata; Actinopteri; Siluriformes; Trichomycteridae. The coding region runs from base 1 to 2112 and encodes 703 amino acids. The record is from RefSeq and is a predicted model, not a curated record. Gene Ontology annotation, biological process: animal organ development; nervous system development; intracellular signal transduction. Gene Ontology annotation, molecular function: signaling receptor binding.